This is a messenger RNA of Peniophora sp. CBMAI 1063, 1695 nucleotides long. Lineage: Eukaryota; Fungi; Basidiomycota; Agaricomycetes; Russulales; Peniophoraceae. The record is from the annotation of a GenBank genome assembly.
AUGACUUCAAACGACACUUCACCAGCCCCUGCGGCACCCGCGCAACCCGGGAUGUCUAAUAUUGGAUCUAUGCCGCUCGCCAACAUCCCACUAACAACGUCUGGCCCACUCUCCGACGCACAUAAACAACUUGUGAUCGACAGCAUCCUACCCAUCGUCCUUGCCGCAGCGAAACAGCAACGACCCGACAAACCCAUCACCCCGGACAAACUGCUCGAACUAAAAGCAAAGUUCACGGAUGAUCUAUGUCGGUGGUGGAUCAACAAAGCUCACGAGGUGAAGAGGGAAUAUCUCGCACGGGGGCUGCCGCUGCCGGGCGCGAAGAGGGAGUUGGAAGGUGAUGUAGAGGGACAGGGGAGAGAAAAGAGGGCGAAGAUAGAGGAAGACGAUGAGAGGGAUGUCGAGAUGCUCGUCGAUGCCCACACUCGUACACAGAGUGUGGUGACGGGCGAGGUGUUGUCCCCGCCGGCGUUCUCCGAGCCAGCGUCUCCGUCCAAGGAGGACGAUGUGGACAUGUUCUCGCCGCCAGAAGUGCCCUCAGAACCUGCCAAAUCUGUGGAUCCCUCCGAGGAGGAGGAACCAGAUGAGAUAGAUAUGGAUCUCGACUCUGAUGUUGACGAAUCCCCACCUCCGCCUCCACCUGUUCUUGCAUCUAAACAGCCUACACCCGCCUCCGAAGCACCAACUGCGCCAGACAAACCAGAUGUCUCGUCAGCCGGACCCUCCCCAGAUGCCGCUCCUGUACCUCAACCGUCUACUGCAGAAGAGCAGCGUCCUAUACUUGCCUUCAUUACUGCCCCGCCCAAAGACCCUUCACCGGUUGAUGUCCCACCUCCUCCAGAAGCUCCCGACGGUUCGCCUACCGUCUCUCGACCCACACCUGCUUCUCAAACCGCGCCAGAGCCUGUCGCCGACUCUGCACAGACAUCCGUUCCCGAUCCCUCACCGCAGCCCGAUCCGGCUUCCGCAUCGGCACAACUAGUGUCACCAACAGAACCUACGCCAGCGUCAGCAUCGACGAUCGCUGCCGAACCAGGACCCGCGGCCGCAGAAACGAUUGCUGAACCCAUCCCGCCAGAACCAGAGCUCGUCUACGCGACGGUACCCGGCAUUUGGGGUAUCAAACCCGGCAUGAAGACGUCCACGACGCUCGAAUUUGAACUCGUUAUCGACGACGCGACGUACGAUGCUGCAAGACGGUGGGCUGCGAGAUGGGAUACGUUCACCGACGGACCAGCGGACUCAUUCGUUUCUGUACGGUUGCAUUGUCUACCGAUCGCACAGGUUCAAGAGCUUGAUGCGGAAGUUCGUGCGGGCUCACGCCCGUCGGCACCUGCGGAUGUUGCGGAUGCUAUGGCGAAGCUAUCUAUCACGUGGCCGGCACUUGGCACGCUAAUGAUCACCAACGGUAAACAGUCGUUGUGCGGCGACAUCUUCAAACCUGGAACACCUUUGGACGUGUCGUCACUCAUCCAACCCGGCAUCAACACCUUGCGCCUCUUCCUCAUCGGGGCCUCCCACAUGGACAAGGUGUACGCGCUACACGCCACCCAGCCAAGUGCGGACGAGACAAGAGCGGUUGCGGAGGUAUGGAGAGCGCAGAAGGCGCUCAUCGCCGGUGCAGAGAGGGGCGUGACCAGCUUCGGUAUCGCUCAAUUAGCUGGGGGAGGGACAGUAGUGGAGGCGGCCGCUUGA